Molecule: messenger RNA, 1608 nt
Organism: Marmota monax (woodchuck)
Lineage: Eukaryota; Metazoa; Chordata; Mammalia; Rodentia; Sciuridae
Product: rho GTPase-activating protein 29-like
Biological process (GO): activation of GTPase activity; signal transduction
Cellular component (GO): cytoplasm
Molecular function (GO): GTPase activator activity
Source: RefSeq, a predicted model, not a curated record
AUGGGAACCAGAAUACUGUGGUCCUUGGUGAUCAGUGAGCAACUGGAGCAGGAAGACGACGCUGCGGCAGCUGCGGACCAGAGCGAUACUAGACCCAGCUCCCUUGGAACAUUUCAGCAAUCAUUAAUGGCAAAAGCAGCUACCACCCAUAAGUUCAGAAAAUGGAGAUUUCCUGCAAGAUGUAGAUACUGUGAACGCAUUGUCAUAUUUCGAGGUUUUAAAUGCGAAGAGUGUCUUCUUGUCUGCCAUAAAAAAUGCAUGGCAAACUUAACCAUCGUUUGCGGACAUCGGAAACGGGGGAAAAUACAUUUAUUCGGAGAAGAAUUGUCCUGUGUUGCCAAAAAGGAGCCGGAUGGCAUUCCUUUCAUAAUCAAAAUGUGUACUUUAGAAAUUGAAAAGACUGCCUUGUGUUUACAAGGAAUUUAUCGAGUCAGUGGCAACAAGGCAAAAAUCGCAAUACUGUGUCAAGCUCUGGAAAACGGAAGGCAUUUAGUAGAUCUAUCCGAAUUUUCUUCACAUGACAUCUGUGAAGUGUUAAAAUUUUACCUUCAACAGAUCAGUAGAAACAUUGAAAUUCAUUAUGGCAGUGGAUAUUUGUUUUUAAAACUUUUCUUGUAUCAAUGGGAUAUCCACACUGCAGAUAUUGAAAUUAAAAAUUAUGAAUUGGCUACAUCAUUUGAGGAAUCAGAAUGCAAGCAAAAUGCAUUGGAAAAAUGGGAUGCAUGUCUCAUUGAUCACAAAGAACUUGAAUCAUCAUCACAAAAGAUGGACACUAUGUGUAAAACCACGAAACCACUUAGUCUGAAAUCUGAUGUGAAAACAAAUGAUAUACAGAGGCCUAUGCCAAGCCCCAAGAUCAGAUGUUUCUGUUUGCCUGUAGAUAGGUUCCAUCUUGCAAGCUCUCCUAAUGAGAAAAACAGCAGAAAUGUGGGAAAUGUCAAUUCAGACAAGUUUUGCCAGAAUCUUACCUUUGAAGGGCUUAAUAGAAAAGAUACCCCUACUAGUUUUGGCUCCCAAAUUAAUGGUUUUGAUCAGCAGAUUCCACAAAAAACUCAGGGACAACAAUGUGAACCAACUCAGAGACAACAAUGUGAACCAAAGAACUUAACUGGCACGAGUGCAGUGAUUGUGCCAAGUGUACUCCAGGAAAAAGUGACAAUGAGCAUCAAGGUUAGUGGUGACCAUUCCAACGGUGCCACACAGCCCAACACACCAGCCAGUUCAGCAAGAGAGACACCAGUGAGACUGUCCUCUCAUUCUCACCGUCUUGCUCCUGCAAGAGCACCCAGAAUACUGCAGCCCCAUCUCGGGACAACAUUUUACAAACCACCUACCCCGACCAGCAAAGUGAGGGGGACUGAGGAGAGACCAGCUUCACCUUCAGAUGCAGUGCCUCAUAGCACGGCUCUUAAUCCCCUGAGUCAUGUGGAUAAAUCUGUUCCAGAGGCAGACAGCACAUUAGCUUAUGCUUUGAAGCCAGCUGCUGAGCCUAAAGAGAACUCUGAGGAGCUCGGCCUACCUGACAUGAAUCCAAUGUGUCAGGGACUCAGGCUAAAACAAAUGGAAGAGUUACAAGACCUUGAAUUUGAAAUGCCACAGUUUGUGUAG